AUGGCAACUGAUUAUACUAAAGAUUUUAUUGAAAUGGUAGAAGUUUCGAAAACUAUGCUUCCAUUAAUGCGUGAUAUGGAUGAACGAGCUAUUUGCGAAAAAUGGAUAUCAAGAGCUAAAUCUUUGCAAAGCAGAGAUGUGAACGUGUUGAAACAUCGAAAUAAUUUUAUGAAGUAUUUCCUAGGACUUAUUAAACAAUCGAUUGCUGAAUCGGGUCAGACACCAUCUUGUUGUAAGUGGGGCAAACAAGAACCAAGUGUUUAUGAUAAACCUGCACCAUUGCCUAAACCAUUACCAUAUCAAUGUCAUUGGACGCCAGAUAAACGAACUUAUGUUGCAAUUCAACCUUUACCAAAUCGUGGUGCUAUGGUAUAUAUGGCUGUAGCUGAGAAACCAGAACUUGGUUGGGAAUUUCCAAGUGAUAAACUAUGA
Molecule: messenger RNA, 432 nt
Organism: Daktulosphaira vitifoliae (grape phylloxera)
Lineage: Eukaryota; Metazoa; Arthropoda; Insecta; Hemiptera; Phylloxeridae
Exons: 3
Coding region: 1-432 (143 amino acids)
Source: RefSeq, a predicted model, not a curated record